Brassica napus (rape) is the source of this 2259-nucleotide messenger RNA. RefSeq lists its product as uncharacterized. The record is from RefSeq and is a predicted model, not a curated record. Gene Ontology annotation, biological process: regulation of monopolar cell growth. The coding region runs from base 410 to 2044 and encodes 544 amino acids. The transcript has 2 exons. NCBI's taxonomy places the organism in Eukaryota, Viridiplantae, Streptophyta, Magnoliopsida, Brassicales, Brassicaceae.
GGUCCAAAUUUUCUCCAUUUCCCCAUAGGCCCCUUCCAUCUCUCCUUGUCUUCUGUUCCAACUCCGACAAUUAAAAAUGGACGAAAGCUACUAGUAAAUGAUGUUUUGACGAGAGAAAGUGUUUAAGUAGAGAAGUUACUAGUAUUAAACAUUAUAGAAAGUACAUAAUUUUUGGGAGAGUAUCAGAAGAUGUUAAUAAUAUAAUAGCAGAAGGACGUUGAAUGGAGCAUGUAAGUGGGAAAUAAGAGUAGAGGAGAAGGGCACAAGAGUCAUAUUAAUAAUAUAUAGAUUUGGUACCAUCCUCCUUAUAAAGAGAGAGAGAGAGAGAGAGAGUCGUGGUGAGUGGUGACUAGUGAGUGAGUGAUACUAAUAUAAACAAGAAAAAAAGAAGCUGAAGAAUGUACUGAAAAUGGAGACAAGGGUGGUGAAAGAGGGAGAUGUGGAGAAGCACAUUGGUGGCUGCAUGGCCGGCUUCUUCAACAUCUUCGAUCGUCCUCAUCUUCUCUCCCCCAAACGAUUCUCCCUGCCCAAACGUCUCUCCUCCUCCUCCUAUUCUUUGAAGACUGAACCUUCCCUGGACUCAGGGAGCCACAGUGUCUACUCCACCCCACAGCUCCGGUCUCCGGCUCCCCCAGAGUUUAAACAACAAGUAGUAUCUCCCAGGAGGUUCUCCAAAGAAGCUCCUAGACUCUCGCUCGACAGCAGAGCCGUGGUGGACGCCAAGGGAAGCCUCAAACCCAGACAGAUCCACGCUGAUGUGGGGUCUGGAUCGCCCAGCGUGAUCGCAAGGCUCAUGGGAUUGGAGGCAUUGCCUGAUUCUCAGCAGCAGCAGCCUCUUCAGCGAUCUGCAUCCGAGUCAAGGGUCAUCAGCAGAUUUGUGGACAGGUUAAACUUUCAAAACCAGCAGAGCAGCAGCACCCAAGGAGUUGAAGAAGAUCACCACUCCAGGAAGGAGCCAUCAAAAGCUUCUUCUACUCCAGUCCCGCUAAGGCGAAAGAGUUUUUUCGAUACAGCAGAUUUCUUCCCGGAGCCCAGGCAAGUGAUGAGUCGUGGAUCCGAGUCUGAUCUUGAAACCCUUAAGCAGCUCCUCGAAGCUCUUAGGCUCAAAGGACUGUUGCACUCCUGUUCAACGAACAGGAAUGUCAUCGUCCCUCAGUCUCCCAUCAGAUCUGUAGCUUCCAAGCGAGAUCUAAACAAAGCAAAGACACUGAGGAGAAGUGAAAACAGCGUCAAGACUCCUAACAGGAGACCGACGCUCAAGGAUUCCUGGAGAGCCGAACAUGUCCACACAAGGAACGUCAGCCAACGACGACGACCAAUUGAAGACGACCAUGAAGAGUUUAACAGACAUGGGAAAACUCUAUUGGAGAGAUGCGAUAAGCUUCUCAACAGCAUUGCUGAAAUGGCUGCGUCUGAGGUUGCGGCUGCGGGAGAUUCACAGCCGAGUCCAGUCUCGGUUCUUGACGCCUCCCUUUACCAAGAGGACUCUUCUCCAUCCCCGGUCAUGAAACGCACCCUUCACUUCACUGAACUACUACUAGAAGAUGAAUCCUUCACGUCAUCAUCUUCGGACUCUGAAUACGACUACAUCUCCGACAUCCUCAGAGCCUCCAGUUGCCUACCGCAAGAAUCCGACAUCUUCUCGCUGCUCGAAGAAAAGCAGCAAUACCUCAAGGGCGCUCAUGAGAGAAGGCUCACCUUCGACGCGGUGCAGGAGAUUGUUGGGCGGAUAAGGAGGAGGGGGAGAAUGGUUGGAGACGCUGACGAGAUGCUGCAGCUGACCUGGUCCGAGUUUCAGAAGCUAAGAAAGAAAAGCUCCUCGCCAGCUGAGGAGGAAGCAGCGGACCUUGUGGGAUACGUGUGUAGGGUCCUCGGGAGAGAUCUAACGGAGGACCCUUGGCGAGAUUUUCAGGUGGAGACGUCUGAGGCGGUUCUCGUCAUCGAACGGCUCGUUUUCAAAGAUUUGGUUGGUGAGACUAUACGCCAUAUGGCUGCUCUUAACAGGUCCGUCUCACUGCGUAGGAGGAGGAGGCUGCUCUUCUGAUGCAAAAAAAAAACUAGAUUAUUUAAAUCUCUGACACAAUCUGAAACAGAACCCUUUUUUUAGCAAAUACAUGGGAUCUGAACACAUGAGAGAGAGUGAUUGGUCUUCUUUAAUUUGUGGUUUCUUUUAUUUCAUUUUUGUUUGUUUGUAUUAUCAUUUGAAAUGUGUGAAAAGGCUCGUCAAGAUAUAUAUAUUGCAUCCCGGAUUUGAUCAUA